Nerophis lumbriciformis (worm pipefish) is the source of this 3810-nucleotide messenger RNA. RefSeq names its product metal transporter CNNM3-like. Gene Ontology annotation, cellular component: plasma membrane. Gene Ontology annotation, molecular function: transmembrane transporter activity. Gene Ontology annotation, biological process: magnesium ion homeostasis; transport. Lineage: Eukaryota; Metazoa; Chordata; Actinopteri; Syngnathiformes; Syngnathidae. The record is from RefSeq and is a predicted model, not a curated record.
UAUUUUAGACGUGCCUUUUCAGUACGUUGACUUAAAAGUAGGCCUUCGAGUUUAGUUGCGUUGUGAAGUUGACGCAAGCAGGUUUUUACGCACACAAAAGUCGUUUGUCCUACGAUUUGAAAGCAGCCUCAGCCUUCGUAGGCGGGGCCUGCUGCAGGAUACAGUCACGUGACCUGCCCCCGGAGCCAGGCUGACCAAUUCCAAUAUGGUGGCCAGCUUGGCAGGUCCACGGUUCUUGUUGAUGAUAUUGUUGUCGUGCGGGAUCAGCUUGGGCUCCUGCGGCCAGGGAGCCCCGCUCGUCCUGGGCCUGCGCCUGGAGGAGCCGGCGGCGGCGGCCCGGGUGUGCAUGAAGAACCGGAUCAUCUCGGCGCCGCUAGGAUCCACGUUCAAGCUGCGUCUCUUCGGCACCGACCUCGGUCCACGGACGCCGUCGCCGUGGCUGGCUUUCGCGGGGGCACCCGCGGGGGCAGCCGGGGCCGUGGGGGACGGUACCGACCCGUGCGAGGACGAGUCCAACCGGAAGGAGUCCGCUUUUCAGAUCAAGGAGCCGUUCAUCCCGGAUGAGGAGCACAGCGGGCUGCUGACGGUGGAGGUCCCGCGGAGGAGCGGCGAGCGGACUCUCCAUCAUCUGUGCGUGCUGGCGGGGGAGAGGUGGACCUCGGUGGUCCCGGACAGACUGCGCGUCGCCUCGGACAAGGAUCUGCCCGCGGACCACAUCCCGACGUGGGGCCUGGCGCUGCUCAUCCCGCUCUUGCUGCUCCUCUGCGGGCUGCUGAGGACCGUCAACCUCAGCCUCCUCUGGCUCGACCCCGUGGAGCUUUAUGUGCUCCACAGCUGCGGCUCCGAGGAGGAGAAGCGGGCCGCCAAGCGCCUGGAGCCCAUCAGGAGGAGAGGGAACUUUCUGGCCUGCUCCCUCCUCUUCCUGUGCGUCCUGGGCCACUCCGUUCUGGGAGUGCUCCUCUACCGGGCCCUGGGCUCCAUCGCCUCGGCCGUCUUCACCAGCGCCCUCCUGGUCUUCUUCCUGGCCGAGCUGCUGCCUCACGUCCUGUGCUCCGGCUACGGCUUCCAGAUGGCGCCGGGCCUCACCUGGCUGGCCCAGGUGUGCAUGGUGCUCACCUGCCCCCUGUCCUGCCCCCUGGGGCUGGUCCUGGACCUGGCGCUGCGGCGGGACAUCAGCACCUGCGGCAUCAGGGAGAGGGCCAUGGAGAUGAUCCGCACCAGCGUCAACGACCCGUACAGCGAGUUUGUGAAGGAGGAGUUCAGCCGCGGGACUCUGCGCAGCAAGACUGUGGAGGACAUCUUGACCCCCCUGAAGGACUGCUUCAUGCUGCCCAGCUCCACCCUGCUGGACUUCUCCACCAUGUCGGACAUCAUGCAGAGCGGCUACACGCGGGUGCCCAUCUAUGACGAGGAGAGGUCCAACAUUGUGGAGAUCCUCUACGUGAAGGACUUGGCCCUGGUGGACCCGGACGACUGCACCCCCAUGACCACCAUCACCAAGUUCUACAAUCACCCGCUGCACUUUGUCUUCAACGACACCAAGCUGGACGCCAUGUUGGAGGAGUUCAAGAAAGGCAACAGUCACAUGGCCAUCGUCCAGAAGGUCAACAACGAGGGCGAGGGGGACCCCUUCUACGAGGUUCUGGGCCUGGUCACCUUGGAGGACGUCAUCGAGGAGAUCAUCAAGUCGGAGAUCUUGGACGAGUCGGACGGUUACCUGGACAGGAAGCUGAAGCGUCCUCUGGUGCCCAUGGAGAUCCCCCUGGAGCCUCGCGGGGCCCCCGAGGAGUUCUCCCUCUUCAAGCCCCCCGAGGGAGAACCCAAGAUCCGAACAUCGCCGCAGCUCCUGCUGGCCACUCAUCGCUUCCUGUCCAGAGAGGUGGAGCACUUCAGCCCGGCGCGCGUGUCCGAGAAGGUCCUCUUCCAUCUGCUGCGCCACCCCAGCGUCAACCAGGAGGUGCACUUCGACGCCGGCGACCGCCUGAGCCCCGCCCACUACCUGUACACGCGCAACCACCCGGUGGACUACUUCAUCCUGCUGCUGCAGGGUCGCGUGGAGGUGGAGAUCGGCAAAGAGGGGCUGAAGUUUGACAACGGCGCGUUCACGUACUACGGCGUGUCCGCCCUAACACUGCCCUCCUCAGUGCACCAAUCUCCAGUGUCCACUCAGCAUCAGUCCCCCCGAGAUCCCUUUGAGUCGUCGGAGGCGACCAGCCCGUCUAGUUACUGUCCAGACUACACCGUCAGAGCACUCACGGACCUGCAGCUCAUUCGGGUGACACGCCUCCAGUACCUCAACGCCUUAAUGGCGUCGCGGGCCGGUCCCAGUCCAGACCCUCCUGAGAUCAAAAUCCUCCCCAACAGUCACACCAAACUGCUGAACGACAAGAACGCUGCUGCGCAAGACUUCAGCUUCUCUUUCUUUGACACCAUUGACAACUACUGUUAGUGCGUCUGUGCACAAGGCGGCGGCGGCGUGCUGGAGAGCUCCACCGAAGAAGAAGAAGCUCGAGCGUAGUCACUUCUCUCCAUUCCUUCUUGACAUCAUUCCUAUUAUUGUUAUUAUUAUUAUUUUUAUUGUUUUUGUUGUUUAAAAAACACUGUUUUUGGCCUUUAUUUGCGUUGUUUUCAUGUGGGCGGCGCCUUUCUUCCACUUCAGCAUUGCCAUUUGUGACAGUUGUUGUGCCAAAGUGUGUGUGUGUGUGUGUGUGUCUUGUAUUUCUAGCCUUCUUGAGACAUGAAGAAGGAAAAGUAUCUUCCAUAUGAGGAGGUGUGAACAAAGUGAGGGUGGUCCCAAAAAGGAGGGAUUUUUCAAAUUGACUGGGUGUGGCUUUUAAAAGUGCUCCCCCUCUGGCCAACAUACGAAAUAACAAGUGUGUAUAAAAAAUCUGAAGUGCUCCCCCUCUGGCCAACAUAUGAAAUAACAAGUGUGUGUAAGAAAUUGAAAUGCGCCCCCUUUUGGCCAACAUUAAUUUAAAAAAAAAUAUGUAAUGAUGUAUAUAGAGACAUACUGUGAUAACUUGAAGUAAAUAAUGAAGAUUAAAAAACAAUUACAAACAAAAAAAACAAACUAAAAGCUGACCUUUUUUAUAUUUGCAUAGUAUGUAUAUAAUAUUAAUGUUGUAAAUACAAAUCUUUAUACAUCUAGAAAGGGUGGUCCUAAAGAGAGAGACAUUUUUUGGAGGUCUCAAGAAGGUCAUAAAUACAAGAAUGUGUGUGUGUGUGUGUGUGUGUGUGUGUGUGUGUGUGUGUGUGUGUGUGUGUGUGUGUGUGUGUGUGUGUGUGUGUGUGUGUGUGUGUGUGUGUGUGUGUGUGUGUGUCCGUUCAGACAUGAAUGAAAGGAGCGCCCUCACACACUGAGCGUGUGCACUGUGGUCCUUGCAGGGACGCCACACAGCACGGUCACGUGACCCCUCCAGCUCGUUUCCACGGUUACGUGCAGGCGAGGCGUGAAACACUUAAUAAGGAGUUCCGACGCACACAUUUGUUAGCCAACAUCUCAGCGAGCGAUUAUAAACUCCCAAGGGAGGGAAAUGUUGACACAAUUCUUCCAACUUUUCGUAGUUUUUAUGAAGCUAGCUAGCAUAGCAAAUAACAACUUUAGCACAUUUUUUUUUUUUUUAUGUUUUCUUCCCGGCGCAAACAUUCCUAAUUGUUUAAUGAGCCACAAAGUUGCUUUCACUGAAGUGAAAUGCUGAAUUCUCCUGUUGGCUUUUGGUCUUUCUGUCACUACGACGCCAUUAGCAUGCUAACACGCUAAUUAGCUUUCACUGACUGAGCGGCGCCAAAUAAAUGCGCACUUUGCUUAAA